UCCCGCGUCGUCUUGAUCUUCGUUGUAACCCGUCCCGAUUCUUGCUCCGUUGUGUUGUUGUCGUCGCCGCCAGCGUUCGCCUUCGAGGACCACCCUGUGGAAGAUCGGUCUCCUUUAUAACUUGACCAACCCCCCGGGGGCUAGGCAGCAGCCAAGACACUGUUCAGCAUUCCAGCACAACACGGGGCUUGGUGUGCACACCUUGAACCUCAACCGCUCCGAUCAACGUCCACGAUCGAGCUUGGCAGAUAUUUCACCCUGCAGUAAUGGGUCAGUCGCAUUCCAAGGGCAACUCUAGCCCGGGCGACUCUCUGCAGUCGUAUCCAUCUUUCUCCCGCUCCGAUACCAAAGAAUCGCUGCGCUCCAUUCGAGGCUCGAUCCGCUCCAAGAUCCGUAGCAGUGACAGUCCUCGCGCAUCGACGUCCGCGCUGUCCCAGACGGAAAGCCAGACGGACAGGUCGGAUGCCGGAUCGAUCAAAUCGGCAGCCAGUAGACGCAGCUCCACCAACCUGAGUACUCAGUCUCCUAUUGCUGAUGACACUGCAUCGAAAUCCGAUGCCCCCGAGCCUCCCCCGUCCCCAUCCUUGUCGAGCAGCUUGAAGCGCGGACAUCAAGAUGUGAGCGCGAUGCAGCAGAGUGGCGAGGUUGAUCUCGUGUCUGAUGCUCCUCCUACUGGUGUUGCUCCCGUAGGCCCAUCCUCACAGGCGGUGGGAGAGUCCAUUCUCAUCAAACGGGAGAAUCAGCUGAACCCUAUUCUGGACUUUAUCAUGAAUGCUCCGAUCGAGACGUCUGGCUCACCGGGAAUGGGAAUGGGUGCUCUGAAAUCCAUCGACUUGGACGACAUGAUCUCACGACUUCUCGAUGCCGGCUACUCGACCAAAGUCACCAAGACCGUUUGCUUGAAAAACGCGGAGAUCACUGCCAUCUGUACCGCUGCCCGGGAGCUGUUUCUCUCUCAGCCGGCUCUGUUGGAGCUGUCAGCCCCGGUCAAGAUCGUCGGAGAUGUUCACGGCCAAUAUACGGAUCUCAUCCGGCUCUUUGAGAUGUGCGGGUUCCCUCCUGCGUCCAACUAUCUCUUCUUGGGUGACUAUGUGGACCGUGGCAAGCAGAGCUUGGAGACGAUUCUUCUCCUGAUGUGCUAUAAGCUGAAAUAUCCCGAGAACUUCUUCCUUCUACGUGGCAACCACGAGUGUGCCAACGUAACCCGUGUUUAUGGGUUUUAUGAUGAAUGUAAACGGCGUUGCAACAUCAAGAUCUGGAAGACGUUCAUUGAUACCUUCAACUGUCUCCCGAUCGCCGCGAUCGUGGCUGGCAAGAUUUUCUGUGUUCACGGAGGGUUGUCUCCUAGCCUCUCGCAUAUGGAUGACAUUCGAGGAAUUGCACGCCCGACCGACGUGCCGGACUACGGUUUGCUGAACGACCUCCUGUGGAGUGAUCCUGCGGACAUGGAGGAGGAUUGGGAGCCCAACGAGCGCGGUGUGAGUUACUGUUUCGGCAAGAAGGUGAUCAUGGACUUUUUGCAGCGGCAUGAUUUCGACCUGGUCUGUCGAGCGCACAUGGUUGUCGAGGAUGGCUAUGAGUUCUACCAGGAUCGAGUUCUCGUCACCGUCUUUUCUGCCCCCAACUACUGCGGCGAAUUUGAUAACUGGGGUGCUAUCAUGUCGGUUUCGGGUGAAUUGCUGUGUAGUUUCGAGCUGUUGAAACCACUGGACUCCACCGCUUUGAAGAACCACAUUAAGAAGGGCCGGAACAAGCGGAACAGCAUGCUCAGCAGUCCUCCUGCACCUGUCUCGGCACAAAGCUAUUAGGUCUUGGUGAUGACAUGCCAAGUAAUCGUCGUCCGUCUUAUGUCACCACCAAGGCGAUGGCCCUGAGCCCGCC
Molecule: messenger RNA, 1881 nt
Organism: Aspergillus ibericus CBS 121593
Lineage: Eukaryota; Fungi; Ascomycota; Eurotiomycetes; Eurotiales; Aspergillaceae
Gene: phzA
Product: putative serine/threonine protein phosphatase
Exons: 3
Coding region: 267-1808 (513 amino acids)
Cellular component (GO): cytoplasm; nucleus
Molecular function (GO): protein serine/threonine phosphatase activity
Source: RefSeq, a predicted model, not a curated record